This is a messenger RNA of Morus notabilis, 1680 nucleotides long. Its product is annotated as protein IQ-DOMAIN 1. Bases 116 to 1666 code for a protein of 516 amino acids. The record is from RefSeq and is a predicted model, not a curated record. The transcript is spliced from 5 exons. NCBI's taxonomy places the organism in Eukaryota, Viridiplantae, Streptophyta, Magnoliopsida, Rosales, Moraceae. Gene Ontology annotation, molecular function: protein binding.
CCCCAUCAUCGCCAUCAUAAUCUCUAAACCGGAUUCUCAUACACAGUUUUCUAGCUCUUUUCUCUUUGUGAUCUUUCAAUGCAGCUUGGUUUUAUGUACCUCAUUUUCUGAUCAUAUGGGGAAGAAGGGAGGCUCCUCAUGGCUGACUGCUGUAAAAAGGGCUUUCAGAUCUCCUACUAAAGAGGACGACUUAGAAAAGAAAAGAGAGAAACGGAGGUGGAUUUUCAGGAAGCCCACAAAUCUACAAGAAACAAUAGUUUCACAGUCAGUACAACAAAGUCAAACCCCAGAUCAACAAAGACAAAAUGGGGAAGAUCAAAAGCAUGCACUUGCCGUGGCCGUGGCCACUGCCGAGGCUGCGAUGGCCACGGCGCAGGCGGCUGCGGAGGUGGCCCGCCUAACAAGGCCUUCGAAUCACGCCAGUGAACGCUCUGCAGCCAUUGUUAUUCAAACGGCUUUUAGAGGCUACUUGGCAAGGAGGGCUCUUCGUGCGCUUAAAGGGCUAGUGAAGUUGCAGGCGUUAGUUAGGGGUCACAAUGUGAGAAAGCAAGCAAAGAUGACGCUCAGAUGCAUGCAAGCUUUGGUUCGGGUUCAGGCUCGGGUUCUGGAUCAGCGCAUGAGGCUCUCGCAUGAUGGAAGCAGAAAGUCUACUUUUAGUGACACCAAUAGUGUUUGGGAUUCCCGGUACCUUCAAGACAUCUCAGAUAGAAAAUCCAUGUCAAGAGAGGGAAGUAGUAUCGCGGAUGAUUGGGACGAACGCCCUCACACAGUUGAGGAAGUAAAAGCCAUGUUGCAACACAGAAAAGAGGUUGCCAUGAAGCGUGAGAAGAAAUUGUCUCAAGCCUUUUCUCAACAGAUAUGGAGAGCAGGAAGGAGUCCUUCAAUGGGAAAUGAAGAGGAGCUUGAAGAGAGACCGAAGUGGCUCGACCGUUGGAUGGCUGCAAAGCCAUGGGAGAGCAGAGGAAGAGCCUCAACUGACCAGAGAGAAUCCAUUAAAACAGUUGAAAUGGAUACUUCACAACCUUACUCAUAUUUAGCACCCAAUUUGAGAAGAUCAAAUCCCAAUUACCACCAACACCAACACCAACAAAGACCAAGUUCACCUCUCCAUAGAUCCCAACAAAACCACCACCACAACCACCAUUCACCGGUGACACCCUCUCCCUCCAAAACCCGGCCUAUUCAGGUCCGGUCGGCGAGCCCGCGCUGCGGAAGAGAAGACAGAUCAAUCUCACAACAAAUCUCCCAAACACCAAGCUUAAGAUCCAACUAUUAUUACACUGGCAAUUUUACACAUCAUCAACAUGGCAGAAUUGGGACAAGCACAACAUGCAGUGGCUCCACAUUGCCGAAUUACAUGGCUGCCACGGAGUCGGCCAAGGCCCGGUCGCGGUCUCAGAGCGCGCCGCGGCAGCGGCCGUCGACGCCGGAGAGAGACAGAGGAGUCGGGUCGGCGGCGAAGAAGCGGCUUUCCUUCCCGGCGCCACCUGAGCCUCAUUAUUGUUAUGGGCAUAGCUUGAGGAGCCCAAGCUUCAAGAGUGUGAAUGGCUCACAUUUUGGUGGGCUUGAGCAACAGUCUAACUAUUCCUCUUGUUGCACUGACAGCCUUGGUGGUUGUGAGAUUUCGCCUUCUUCAACUACUGACCUUAGAAGGUGGCUUAGGUGAAUAAUUUUUUUUUU